Miniopterus natalensis is the source of this 852-nucleotide messenger RNA. NCBI's taxonomy places the organism in Eukaryota, Metazoa, Chordata, Mammalia, Chiroptera, Miniopteridae. The record is from RefSeq and is a predicted model, not a curated record.
AUGCCAACCAUCAGGAGAGGGAGCCAGGCUGGGCAUUUCUGGUCCCGCGGUGGCACUCAGGAUCCAUGGGAUCAAGUGAAGAAUCUUGCAAGCUUUUAUGUGGAGCCAAUGGAAAAGACUACCAGAGACUAUGUGGCCAAGUUUGAAAGCACCGCCUUUGCAAAAAUGCUGAACCUGAAACUCCUGGACAACUGGGACACCUUGAACACCACGGUCACCAAGGUGCGAGAACAACUCGGCCCGGUUACCCAGGACUUCUGGAAGACCCUGGAGAAGAACACAAGGGAGCUGAGGAAGAAGCUGAGGGAGAAGCUGGACAGGGUGAAGACGGAGAUGAAGCCCCAGCUGGAAAAAUUCCAGGAAGACUGGCAGUCGACGGUGCGAGAUUUCCGCAUGAAGGUGGAGGGGCUGGGCCCGGAGCUCAGCAACGGCUCGAGCGAGGGGCUGCAGAAGCUGGCCAACUUCACGAGGCAGCGCCUGCGCCUCCACGCGCAGUCGCUGCACCAGGAGGUGGGCAAGUUGGGAGACAGCUUGAGCCGCGAACUGGCCCUGGCGCUGAAGGAGCUCAACACCGGCAACUCCGGCCCGGGGGGCCUGCCAGCCAAGGCGAACCAGUGGCUGAGCUGGCUGAGCGAGCUCCGCCUCCACACCUCGCAGCAGCUGCAGCAGCUGCAGGGCCUCGGCCCCGACCAGGCGCUCACGUGGGAGGAAGUGGUGGCCAUCGUGUGGGGCGUCUUGGAGGAGGCCACCAAGACGCUGACCACCCAGUGACGCCGUCUCUGCUGCCCCUCGCCCCCUCCUCGGGUCCCCUUCCCAUCGCUCCGUUUCUUACAAUAAACGUUUACAAAGCGG